AUGUCGCAGAGCUUCCUCGCGGCCGCCGCGACGCGUACGCGUGCGUGCGACGCGUCUGGCACGGCCGUCCAUGAGGCGGUGGAGCUCGCAAUCCAAAUUGCGUGCAGUGCUGGUUAUCUCGAAGCUGGUGACGUGCUUCGCCUCGAGCAGGUGUGCCACGCCUUCGAUGCCGAACAAGCGCAGGCCCUUUGGGCAGAAUUAUGCCACCACAUUUGGGCGAUUCCGACGAAUGCUCACGUAAUCUUUCGUGACGGAGCAAACGUCGUGUGGAAGCGUCGUUAUCAACAGGCUCUCUCGUGGGAUGGUCGGCUGUACGCGUCAGGCCUGCAGGCGAGUUUUCCCAAUUCUGCGACCCAAUUCUGCGACCCAGAUAAUCAGCAUCCGAUGGAACAGUUUCCCAAUCUUCGGUUCUCGUCAGCUGCUUGCGGCGAGCUGCACUUCAUCGCGAUCGCCGGCGAUACACCAGAAGCCUCGAGCCACCGUUUGUUUGCGUGGGGCCACUAUCGCCUGACGCGAGACGAUCUUGAUGCGGGUGCCCCUCCUACCUCGAUUGCGAAUGGCUUGGCUUGCCGUGCGCCGUGCGGCGGCUUACCGUCUCGUGGCCCAGUGGACAUGGAGCCGAGGCGUGUCCAGUAUACCAUGGGCGAUCGGAUGCCCGAUAUCGCCGUCACGCGUACGGGCCGGAGUGCGGUGGUGCACGCCGGCGCGCUCCGCAUCUUCGGAGCGAGCCGCUUCGGGCUCGGGGACGACGCCGGCCAUGAUGACGACGAGACAGUCUGGAUUGAGGACUCUUCCCCGAGAAUCGUGGCUAUGCCGGGGUUGGGGAGAGUGACAUCGAUCAGCCUCGGGGACGAGCACGCGCUCAUUUCGGACGACGGUGGGCGGCUGUUCUCGUUCGGUGAUGGCGGAGACGGCCGACUUGGGCUGGGCCAGCCGUUGCGUACAGUCAGAACUCUUGCGCAAGUCACCGCGCUGGCAGGUAAGCGCGUGGCUGGUGUGGCUGCGGGCCACGCCCAUUCGUUGGUCUUCCUCGAUGACGGCAGCCUGUGGGCGUUCGGAUCGAACUCACGCGGUCAGCUUGGGCAACCUGCAGCUGGGGAUUGGGCUGCGACUCCGGUGCGUGUCGACGGCGCGCUGGCGGUGACUCAGGUUGCCGCUGGACUGAAUCUGAGUGCAGCUCUGACAUCGGCGGGCAGUUUGCUCACCUUUGGGCAAGGCAACGAGCACGGGCUCGGAACCGACGAACGCAUCGAUUGUGACACGCCAACGAUUGUGCUGCCAGAGCGACGCAUCGUAUCAGUUGCGGUUGGCGUGGGUUACAUGGUCGCCAUCGACGACGAAGGGAGGGCCUUUUCCUGGGGAUACAAUUCGCACAACCAGUGCGGGCGGGGACACGAUGAGGAGGACGCGGACGAGAUGGACGACGAGUUUUGUCCUGACGGUUGCGUUCGCGUCGGUCAGGUGCACCUCCCCGGCCCGGUGCGAUUUGUCUCUGCGUGCUGGGCGACGUUCUACGUGCUGGGCCUGCAGCGCAGGCAGUGA
Emiliania huxleyi CCMP1516 is the source of this 1542-nucleotide messenger RNA. RefSeq lists its product as hypothetical. Lineage: Eukaryota; Haptophyta; Isochrysidales; Noelaerhabdaceae. The record is from RefSeq and is a predicted model, not a curated record. Bases 1 to 1542 code for a protein of 513 amino acids. The transcript has a single exon.